UAAACGUUCUGAUGUAUAAUUUUUCAAGGUAAUAUUAUAUUUAAGACUCAGUUUUUUUAGUUUUACAAAGUAUUUAUUUUCAAUAAAAUGGAAGAUUUAAACACGACACCUAAUGAUAAAUGUCGGAAUUUAAAUGAAUUGAAUUUAGAAACAAAGCCCGGAUUAAUAGUAAUCAACUCCUAUUUAAAUCAAAUAAAUCCAGAUUUGAAAGAUGUUCAAUCUGAAAUUAAAGAAGUUGUUGGCAAACAAAAAUCACUUAUAGAUGCUAUGCUCAAAGAAAAUGAAGAACUAUCUAAUUUAUUAAAUGAAUCAGAAGUUCAAAAUAUGUUCUCAUCCAUUAAACAUUGCCAUGGACAGUUGGUUGAAUUAAAAAAAAAACUCAUGUUUUUACACAAGAAAACUCUGACAUUAGAAAAAAGAGCUAAUGUUUUGCGCGUGGCCAAACAAAGAGAAGCAUUACAAAGAGAACAUCAGAAAGAAUCAAUGUUGGUACGGGAACAAGAACUUAUAUCAAAACAGUCAUAGAAUUAUGCACUUUUAAAAGAACAGAGAUAAUUCACAUUCAUUAUUUACACAAUAUUUACUGAUUUAAAUUAACUUAAACUCUGUAUAUUAUUUUUAAGUUGCAUAAAAUUAAAAAUAUCUAGUUUGUUAAAUGUUUUAGAUUUAUUAAACAUUUAAAGCGAUAAUAUUAUAUUUUAAUGUACAACUAAAUAUAAUGUUUUUGUUUGAAAAAGCAUAAUAUAUUAUAAUUUAUAUUGUAAUCCAAACAAUUAUUAUUGAAUGUAUAAUAUACAGAAUGGAACUAAAAGAACUAUCAAAUGUAAUUAAUCAACCAUCUUAUGACUUUUGUUAUUAUUCAUCUUAUGGCAUCAAAAAAAAAUGCAUAGCAUCACAAUUAUACUAUUAUUAACCAUAAAAAUAAAAUUCUCUUUAAUUUGAUCAGUUAUCUCUGUAAACUCUGUAUAUUAUAUUAUUUACAUGUUUGAACAAACUAUCUAAAUUGUAUGUUGUUGACAUUAGACUUCGUUAUUUCUUACAUUACUGUAUAAUAUUUUAUGUUUAAAAAAAUUGUCUUGCAUAUAUUUUUUAUAAACUAUGACUAAGUUGUUCUUCCCAAGUAUUAUAUUAAUAAUAAUUAAUUUAAUAUUUUUAUAAUUUAAUGUUAUUAUAUUGGAAUAUGAAUAUAAUUUAUUAUUUUUAUUCAAUUGUACUUAAUAACUAUUCUAUUAUAAUGUUCUUUAACUAAUUAUUCUGUUUCAAAAUUAAGUUAUAAGUUCACUUAAUUAAAUUAGUUACAUUUAUUCUGUCGAUAAGGGUUAUUUUUUUGUUCAUGGUAUUUUCUAACUAUAAUGCAUCUACUCUAAUAACAAUGAAUUAUAAGUAAAAAAAAGGAUUUAUUGAAUCUGCUUGAAUGUUCUGCUGUGAAAAUAAUAAAAUAUAUAAUAUACCUAUAUCAAGUUCACUGGCUACUGUUCAUACUAUUUAGUAAUUACUAAUCAAUUCAUUCUAGUCAUAAAUUUAUAAAAAUUGUAUAAGCUAGCCAAUAGUCCUAUAUAAUAUAUUGCAUUAAUAUUUUACUGAAUUGUUUAUAAAAAUAAUAUACAAGUCAAUCUAAAAUAUGUAUUUAUGUAUAAUAUGGUGAAUAAUUUAUUAAAAAAAAUGAAUACUUAGUAGGUAGCCAGGUAGGUUAUACAUCUAAUUUACAGUCUUGUUAAGUACCCUUCGAAUUGUGAUUUGUAUAAUUGUAAGGUUUCCACACUUUUAUAGUUAAUGUUAUCCAAUAGGUAAUAAGCAAUAUGUUGUAUUUUUUUAAAAAUGUAAGUUGUUUUCUUUCAAUAAAAAAAACUGGUUAAAAUUUUUUUUUUCCAUAAUAUACAAUUAAAAAACUUACAAAAUGGCUAUUUUAGAAUUUUAGACCAUGGUAAAGGGGAGGCAAUA
Metopolophium dirhodum (rose-grain aphid) is the source of this 1941-nucleotide messenger RNA. RefSeq names its product biogenesis of lysosome-related organelles complex 1 subunit 6-like. The record is from RefSeq and is a predicted model, not a curated record. Bases 88 to 525 code for a protein of 145 amino acids. Gene Ontology annotation, cellular component: BLOC-1 complex; extrinsic component of membrane; transport vesicle. The transcript has 5 exons. Lineage: Eukaryota; Metazoa; Arthropoda; Insecta; Hemiptera; Aphididae. Gene Ontology annotation, biological process: intracellular transport.